AUGUCAACAGCCGGCGAGCCCGCUGCGCAAGCAGCAGCGGUCGUUAAUGAUGCGCCGACAUUUACUUCCUUGGCGCCGACAAAACCCUUCGUGUCGACACUCCGCUAUCCUAGCAACCGGAAGACCAUCUACGACCGAAACCUCAACCGAACGAAGACAACAGAGAUCUCGCUCGCGUCCUUUGCCUAUCUUUUCAACAGCUUGAUCACUUAUCACCACGCGAAAUCCGGCUCCGUGAGUGAAAUCGAAACCCGACUGAAUAGAGCUGGCUAUCCGAUUGGCAUCAAGCUGCUCGACCUUCUCCUCUAUCGAGCCCCACCACGAACAGCCAGUCGAUCAACACGUCUGCUCGACCUCUUGCAAUUCAUUCAUGGCACCCUCUGGCGGUCUUUAUUCAAUCGUAGCGCCGAUGCUCUCGAACAGAGUAACACUAAGAAAAACGAAUACAUGAUCGUCGACAACGAGCCGAUUGUCAACACUUUCAUCAGCAUCCCGAAAGAGAUGAGUCAGCUCAAUUGCGCGGCCUUUGUGGCGGGUAUGAUCGAGGGCAUGUGCGAUGCCGCAGGAUUCAGCACGGAUGGGGUCAGCGCUCACUGGGCCGGCGAAGGAGACGAGAUGUGGCCCGGCAAGACCAUUUUCCUCCUACGAUUCAAGGACAGCGUUGUGGAACGUGAGGAGGCUAUCAAAGCGAGCGGAGGAUGA
Dissoconium aciculare CBS 342.82 is the source of this 702-nucleotide messenger RNA. Its product is annotated as TRAPP I complex. Gene Ontology annotation, biological process: endoplasmic reticulum to Golgi vesicle-mediated transport. The coding region runs from base 1 to 702 and encodes 233 amino acids. Gene Ontology annotation, cellular component: TRAPPII protein complex; TRAPPI protein complex; TRAPPIII protein complex. The record is from RefSeq and is a predicted model, not a curated record. NCBI's taxonomy places the organism in Eukaryota, Fungi, Ascomycota, Dothideomycetes, Mycosphaerellales, Dissoconiaceae. The transcript has a single exon.